Molecule: messenger RNA, 2644 nt
Organism: Tyto alba (common barn owl)
Lineage: Eukaryota; Metazoa; Chordata; Aves; Strigiformes; Tytonidae
Gene: PPEF2
Product: protein phosphatase with EF-hand domain 2
Exons: 18
Coding region: 408-2606 (732 amino acids)
Biological process (GO): detection of stimulus involved in sensory perception; negative regulation of MAPK cascade
Cellular component (GO): cytosol; nucleus
Molecular function (GO): iron ion binding; protein serine/threonine phosphatase activity; manganese ion binding
Source: RefSeq, a predicted model, not a curated record
CUGUGCAGUAAAUAAAUCGAAGGGUCUGCGCUUGUUGCAGAGCAGCACACACACUCUGUGCUGCAGGUGCUGGAAGACAUGGCACUUGCUGCUGUGUGCCCAAGGGAACAGUUUACUUGAUUAUUUAGAUUCUGAGGAAGAGUUUCCGAAACUGUAAUCAAGCAAGUCACUUCAGAGAUUAUUGAUCACUUUGGGUACUGAAUAGAAACAAAAACUGAAAAAGUGGAGAGCUUCUAUUGAGUUUAUUUUAAUAAAUCCUAAAUUAGAAAGUGGUGGCAAGAUUCUCAGCACCGUGGGACACGUUGCAGCUGUUUUGAUUCUGGCCGAAUGGUAUUUCCAGCGUCUCUUUUGUGGUUUUGGUGAUAGUGGGCCAGUCUGCAACGUUCUAGGAGCAUUGGUUGGAGAACAUGGGAUCUGGUGGUUCUGUACAUGCCAACUACAAGUACUCCCUGCAGAAGUCUGAAAAUGUACAAACAAUGCCAGAUGAAACUCACCCAGCUUUCAAGGCAGCCGUCUUGAUCCAACAGUGGUAUCGGCGCUACGUCGCUCGGCUGGAAAUGCGCCGACGUUGCACCUGGAGAAUCUUUCAAUCCAUUGAAUACGCUUGCGAGCAGGAUCAGAUCAAGCUUCACAACUUCUUCAGUUACCUCAUGGACCACUUCACGCCAAGCAGCAGUAAAGAGAACCAAUCAAAUGGACCAACCUGCCAUCCAGGGGAUUUCAUCAGUCGCAUGUUCAGAAGUGGGGAAAGCUUCAAAGAGGCAGAGCUGGAAAAAUACUGUGAUUAUGAAUCCAUGGAGGUGCCAGACUCCUACACUGGACCCCGUCUCUCUUUCCCACUCCUUCCUGACCAUGCGACUGCCUUGCUGGAAGCUUUCAAACAGAAACAACAGCUCCACGCUCGCUAUGUCUUAAACCUUCUGCACGAGACCAGGAAGCACCUCAAGCAGUUGCCAAACAUCAGUCACGUCUCCACUUGCUAUAGCGAGGAGGUCACCGUGUGCGGAGACUUGCACGGCCAGCUGGAUGACUUGUUCCUCAUAUUUUAUAAGAAUGGCCUUCCUUCCCCUUCCAAGUCCUACGUGUUCAAUGGGGACUUCGUGGACAGAGGAAAACAGUCCCUUGAGAUCCUCAUUGUCCUCUUUACCUUCCUCUUGAUCUAUCCAAAGGAGGUUCAUCUCAACCGCGGGAACCACGAGGACCACAUGGUCAACUUACGCUAUGGUUUCACCAAGGAAGUAAUGCAGAAAUACAAGGUGCAUGGGAAGAAAAUCUUGAAGAUGAUUCAGAACGUCUUCUGCUGGCUGCCCCUGGCCACCCUGAUUGAUCAGAAAGUCCUCAUUAUACACGGGGGCAUCUCUGACACCACUGACCUGGAGAUGCUUGAGAAAAUUCAAAGGAACAAAUUUAUUUCUGUACUAAGAGGGAAGAAAAGAAAGGAGUCGCAUAGAGAUGUGGAAAUACAGGAAGUAAAUGGAGAGAGCACAACAGAGACUGAUCAAACAGAGAGCGAGUCAGUCCUCAGUUUAUCUCCACAGCCCCGGCCGACCCACGCUCCCAGCAUAACCAACAGGCUGGAGUUUUCCCGGUGGGUCCGGCAGACGGUGCAGGAGCAAAUCGAGUGGUGCCGCCGGCUGGUGGACAUCAGCGAGUCGGAGUCGGAGGAGCUCACCUAUUCCAGCGUGGUCUCGUCGGAUUUGGACGAACCGUGCUGGACUCGCCAGGAGGAGUGGAAGCAGAUUUUAGACAUCCUCUGGAGUGACCCCAUGCCUCAGGAGGGCUGCAGGGUAAAUACAGUGCGAGGUGGUGGCUGCUACUUUGGGCCUGACGUGACAGAGAAAAUCCUUGAGAAGUACAACUUGCAGUUCCUCAUCCGCUCCCACGAGUGCAAGCAAGAGGGCUAUGAGUUCUGUCACAACCGGAAGGUGCUGACCAUAUUUUCGGCCUCAAACUACUAUGAGAUUGGCAGCAACAGGGGAGCCUACGUGAAGCUUGGACCGGACCUCGUCCCCCAUUUUGUUCAGUACCAAGCAAACAAGGCAGCUCAUACUCUCACGAUGACCCAAAGAAUCAGCAGAGUAGAGGAGUCAGCCUUUCGAGCCUUGCGGGAAAAGCUCUUUGCUCACACCUCAGCCCUCAUCAGCGCGUUCAAGGCCUACGAUAAGGACAACACGGGAAGGAUUUCACUGAGCAACUGGGCAACGGCGGUGGAGUCGGUCUUGCACCUGGGAUUGCCCUGGCGAAUGCUGAGACCGCAGCUGGUGCGCAGCACAGCGGAUGGCAUGCUGGAAUACAGGUCCUGGCUCGACGACCUGGCCAUGGAGCAGCGGAGCCAAGAGCACAUCCAGUCAAGCUUGCUGGAAGUCAUUUAUCGAAACAGAUCCAACUUGGAGACCAUAUUCAGGAUCAUAGACAGAGACCAUUCAGGUCUCAUCUCAUUUGAGGAAUUCCACCAAACCUGGAAGCUGUUCAGCACCCACAUGAACAUUGAACUCACGGACGAUGGCAUCAACGACUUAGUUCGCAGCAUUGAUUUCAAUAAGGAUGGAAACAUUGACUUCAAUGAGUUCCUAGAAGCCUUCCGUCUCGUCAAACAGUCAGAGUAGUGAGAACCUGGUGAGGGUUGCCACGUCCAAUGCCUUGA